Molecule: messenger RNA, 3012 nt
Organism: Ochotona princeps (American pika)
Lineage: Eukaryota; Metazoa; Chordata; Mammalia; Lagomorpha; Ochotonidae
Product: vomeronasal type-2 receptor 1-like
Exons: 8
Coding region: 151-2886 (911 amino acids)
Biological process (GO): G protein-coupled receptor signaling pathway
Cellular component (GO): membrane
Molecular function (GO): G protein-coupled receptor activity; olfactory receptor activity
Source: RefSeq, a predicted model, not a curated record
GUGAUUGAUAGAGUGACGACAAUUAUGUAACAAGCAGUGACAAGUUGAGUCCACUGGGAUGAGGCACAGGCUUUUCAGGCUGCGACUCCAUCAAGGUGCCUCACUGAAACAUUCAACACUGGUUGUUUUCCCAGAACUCAGCUUGCUAAAAUGCUCAGCAGGAAGAAAUGUUUGUUUCUUGUAUUUCUUGGAUUUUUGUCGGCUGGAUUGGGCACUGCAGUCAAAGAAGAAGAACCAACUUGUAGGUUGCUGGGCAAAUUUGAUCUGAAUGGGUAUGUAGAUGCCAAAAACCACUCCAUCGUUAUUGGAGGACUGUUCCCUAUUCACUGCUUCUUUCUGUGCAUUAAGAAAGCACUACUGCAGCCUUUGAAAGAAAUGUGCGAGAGGUUUAAUUUCCGGGGAUUCCGCUGGAUGAAAACCAUGAUACACACCCUCAAGGAGAUUAAUGAAAGGAAGGACAUUUUGCCCAAUACCACUCUGGGUUAUCAGAUCUUUGAUACGUGUUUCACUGUCUCCAAAACAAUGGAAUCAGCAUUGGUAUUACUAACAGGGCAAGAAGAAAAUAAACCCAACUUCAGAAACAGCACAGGAGCCAAUCUGGCAGGAAUUAUUGGGUCAGGAGGAUCGUCCUUAUCAAUUGCUGCUUCAAGAAUUCUAGGUUUGUUUUAUUUUGCUCAGGUAGGCUAUGCCUCUACCAGCUCAAUCCUUAGUGACAAAUACCAAUUUCCAUCUUAUGUUCGCACGGCUCCCAGUGAUAAUUUCCAGUCGGUGGCCAUGGUAAAACUUAUCCAACACUUUGGCUGGGUCUGGAUAGGCACUAUAGCAGCUGAUGAUGAUUAUGGCAAAUAUGGAGUGAAGGUUUUUAAGGAAAAUAUGGGGACUGCCAACCUGUGUAUUGCAUUCUCUGAAAUCCUUCCCAAAGUCUACUCCCAUGAGAAGAUGCAAAAAGCUGUUGAUGCCGUAAGGAGUUCCACUGCCAAAGUCAUUGUGCUUUAUACGUCCGAUAUUGACCUCCAUCCUUUUGUGCUGGAAAUGGUUUACCAUAACAUAACUGACAGAACAUGGAUAGCAAGCGAAGCAUGGAUCACCUCAGCUUUCAUUGCAAAGCCUGAAUAUUUCCCAUAUUUUGGUGGGAGUAUUGGAUUCGCAAUACCAAGAAGUGAUAUACCAGGAUUAAAGGAAUUCCUCUAUGAUGUGCAUCCCAGCAGGGAUCCAGAUGACGUCCUGACCAUUGAAUUCUGGCAAACUGCCUUUAACUGUACUUGGCCCAAUAGCAGUGUCCCUUACAAUGUUGACCACAGAGUGAAUAUGACUGGUAAAGAUGACAGAUUGCAUGCCAUGUCGGAUAAACUGUGCACUGGAGAGGAGAAGUUAGAGGAGCUUAACAAUACCUACCUGGAUGUGUCUCAGCUGAGAAUUACAAACAAUGUCAGACAAGCUGUGUAUGCUAUGGCUUAUGCCUUGGAUCAUCUAAGCUUGUGUGAAGAGGGACAGGGACCAUUUAUUCCAGGGCAUUACUGUGCAAAUAUUUCUGAUUUUCAGCCUUGGCAGCUCAUGUUUUAUUUGAAGACAGUCAUGUUCACAACCCAUGAUGGAAGGAAAAUAGAAUUUGACACAAAUGGCGAUGUGGUGGGAUACUAUGAUAUUCUAAAUUGGCAACUAGAUGAUAAUGGAGACAUUGCCUUUGUGAAGGUUGGACAAUAUGUCUAUACAAAGUCUAAGAAUGAACUCAUCAUCAGCAAUAAUUCAGCAAUAUUUUGGAAUACUGAAUCAUCAAAGAUUCCCCACUCCGUGUGUACUGAACUCUGUCCUCCUGGGACCCGGAAGGGGAUUCGUCAAGGAGAACCCAUCUGCUGCUUUGACUGCAUUCCUUGUGCUGAAGGGCAUGUGUCACGGACGGCAGGCCAAAGGGAAUGUGAACGGUGUGGUGAAGACUAUUGGUCCAAUGCACAGAAGAGUGAGUGUGUUCUCAAAGAGGUGGAGUUCCUUGCUUAUGAUGAGGCCCUGGGAUUCACGCUGGUCAUUCUCUCCAUCUUUGGGGCACUUGUGGCCUUAGCAGUCAUGGUUGUGUAUGUGAUGUACAGGCACACUCCACUGGUGAAGGCCAAUGGCCGGGACCUGAGCUUUCUCAUUCAGGCUUCUCUUAUCAUUAUAGUGUUGUCAUCCAUACUUUUUGUUGGAAAGCCAUACGACUGGUCCUGCAUGGCUCGGCAGGUCACUCUGGCACUGGGCUUUUCUCUUUGCCUAGCUUGUAUUCUUGGGAAGACCAUUUCAUUAUUUUUAGCCUAUAGAAUUUCCAAGUCCAAAACUCGGCUUAUAUCCAUACGCCCCCUUUUUCUAAAAAUCAUUGUGCUGAUGUCUGUCUUAGCUGAGAUUGGCAUCUGCACAGCUUACUUGGUGUUGGAACCCCCAAGGGUAUACAAGAACAUGGAAUCUCAAAAUAUAAAGAUCAUUCUGGAGUGCAAUGAGGGCUCUAUAGAAUUUUUGUGCUCGAUGUUUGGGGUUGAUGUCUUCCUGGCCUUGCUUUGCUUUCUGACGACCUUUGUGGCUCGCCAGCUGCCAGAUAAUUACUAUGAAGGGAAAUGCAUCACGUUUGGGAUGCUUGUGUUUUUUAUUGUCUGGAUAUCUUUUGUCCCUGCUUAUUUGAGCACCAAAGGCAAAUUCAAAGUGGCUGUGGAAAUAUUUGCAAUCUUGGCAUCCAGCUAUGGUUUGUUGGGUUGUAUAUUUGCUCCCAAGUGCUUCAUUAUUCUGCUGAGGCCAAAGAGGAACACGGAUGACACUGUUGGUGGAAGGGUCCCCAUCAUAGACAGGAGUAUACAACUAACGUCAGCGUCUGUGAGCAGUGAGCUUAACAACACCACCGAGUCAACUGUUAUGGAUGACUGAGUUUGUAAGUCACGUAUGUCCUUUCAGGCUGCAAUGGUGACAUUUCCAACAUAUUUUUUCAAGUUGUCCCUCCAGCAGCUGCCUGCUACUCUGGGGUCAUCUUGAUGAUAGUAUUCUGGUGGUGUA